AUUGCAACGUACACGUCUGGAUAGAUUUUGUGUUGCGACAAAUAUUGAUACAGUUUUCAAUUCAUAGUGUAUAUUUUUUAACUUAAUUUCAUGAAUAAACCCACUUAAUUUUAUUGCAAUUCCGAUUAAACAUGAUAAAAGCAAUUUUAGUCUUCAACAAUCAUGGUAAACCAAGACUGUCUAAAUUUUAUCAGUACUUCAAUGAAGAUAUGCAGCAACAGAUAAUUAAAGAAACAUUUCAAUUAGUCUCAAAACGUGAUGAUAAUGUAUGCAAUUUUCUCGAAGGUGGAAGCUUAAUCGGUGGAUCUGACUAUAAACUCAUCUAUCGUCACUAUGCUACAUUAUAUUUUGUAUUUUGUGUUGAUUCAUCCGAGAGUGAGUUAGGAAUACUUGAUCUAAUACAAGUUUUUGUUGAAACACUUGAUAAAUGUUUUGAAAAUGUAUGCGAACUGGAUUUGAUAUUUCAUGCUGAUGCAGUGCAUCACAUAUUAGCUGAGCUAGUUAUGGGUGGCAUGGUUUUACAAACUAAUAUGACAGAUAUAUUAGCUAGAAUAGAGGAGCAAAAUAAAUUGGUUAAGCAAGAGGCUGGAAUCUCUGCUGCACCCGCGAGAGCUGUAAGCGCAGUUAAAAGUAUGAACAUUCCACAACAAAUCAAAGAUAUUAAAUUACCUGAUUUGCCACAGGCUAUAAAGGAUUUGAAAUUUUGACCAAGUCAAAAUUUGACUUCAUCAUUUGUUGAUUCAUUUGUCAUUAAUCGAAUUACGCCCUCAUUUAGUUCUACAGCAUUCGUCGGCAAUUUACACUCUAGUAAUUUAAAGCAGAAAAUAUUAAGUGAAAGCAUUUAUGAAAGCAUUGAUAGCAGCGGUUUAAGUGCUUCCGCUGCACCAAAAAAAUUCAACUACUACUACUAUCAGGCACAAACCAAAAUGGAUAUCGAGGUUUCAAAUGCUUUUGAAAAUAAAUCUAGUGAUUGUUGCGAUUGAUUCCACAACCAAUAAGUUAUAAUAAAAAUUAAUUACUCUUGACGUUUAAGAGCUAUCUCUACCAAUUAAUAACGAAAACAAAUGGUUAGAGUUUUUUGUGGCUAGUUUUGAAACGUAGUAACGAAGGAUCUUUAUCUAAAAUUUCGGAAUGCAAUAAAAAUAUUUUGUUGGGCAUAUCUCUAAACGCUUCACAUUAAUAUUUAGAACAUGUGAUUUUUAAUGAAAGAACAAAUUUAAAGUUUUAUUUUCAUAAUUUUCCAAUAAAAUUUUAUUUAGUAU
Molecule: messenger RNA, 1262 nt
Organism: Teleopsis dalmanni
Lineage: Eukaryota; Metazoa; Arthropoda; Insecta; Diptera; Diopsidae
Gene: or
Product: AP-3 complex subunit sigma-1
Exons: 4
Coding region: 132-707 (191 amino acids)
Biological process (GO): intracellular protein transport; Golgi to vacuole transport
Cellular component (GO): membrane coat; AP-3 adaptor complex; intracellular membrane-bounded organelle
Source: RefSeq, a predicted model, not a curated record